AUGUCUGUGCUGCAGGCACUGCGGGCCUUGCUCCUGGUCUAUGCCGUGGGCGCUGCAGUCAUCUUACGGCAGCUCCUGCGGCGCCUGCGCGGGGGCUUCCGGCCGCCAGUGCUGCCCUGGCAGCCCGACCGCGUAGCUCUGGUGACUGGAGGCACUGAAGGCAUCGGCCUGGCCACAGCACAGCAACUGGCGGCCCUGGGCAUGCGCGUGGUGAUAGCGGGAAAUGACAAGGCAAAGGCGCAGGAGGUCGUGUCCUGGAUCCAAGCCGAGACCAAGAACAAGAGGGUGCACUUCCUGUUCUGUGACCUCGCCUCCCUGGCCUCCGUGCGGAAAUUUGCCCGCGACUUCCUGUCCCUGGGGUUCCCACUACACGUGCUGGUGAACAAUGCCGGAGUCAUGAUGGUUCCGCCCAGCAAAACGGAGGACGGCUUUGAGCGCCACAUGGGAGUGAACUUCCUGGGCCACUUCCUGCUAACGAGGCUGCUGCUGGGUGUGCUGCGGGCGUCAGGGUCGCCGGGUCAGAGGUCGCGUGUGGUGACCCUGGGGUCAGCCACGCACUAUGUGGGGGAGCUGGACAUUGACACCCUGCGGGCCAGACCCCCCCACUCCGCCUCCGCAGCUUAUGCGGGCAGCAAGCUGGCGCUCGUGCUGUUCUCCAGGAGGCUGCAGCGGCUCCUGGUGGCGCGCGGUGACCCUGUGACCUCAAGCGUGGCCGACCCGGGCGUCGUGGACACAGCGCUGUACCGGCAUGCGGGCUGGGGCAUACGGGCUGCCAAGCGCCUGCUGGGAUGGGCCCUGUUCAAGACCCCUGCUGAAGGUGCCUGGACCUCUGUCUAUGCGGCUUCUGCCCCAGAGCUGGAGGGACGGGGUGGCCUGUACCUCACGGACGAGGCCCCAGCCGAGCCCCUUGCAAGCACGCAGGACCCAGAGCUGCAAGACCGGCUGUGGGCAGUGGCCGAGAGUGUGGUGGGUGUGGCCAGGGAUGACUGAGGAUGCCCAGGAACCCAGGGAUACGCCCACUGCAUCAAGGGAUGCUGGGACCCGGGAAGACAUCAGGGCGGCAGACCACGCCCACCUCACCAAGGCCCCGCCCAGGACAGAGGAGGACUCAGCGCCCAGCACCUAAGGGGGAAGCUUUAGCCAUGCGAUGACAUCAGGGCAACAGACCCCCACCAGACAAGACAGAGACGGUCCCUCCCAAUGACAUAUGGACUGAGAUCUAAACACCCAAAUGGGAUGACUCAGUCAUGGAUCUCAGAGAUGGGGGUGGGGCUCUGGCAGCAUUUCUGGUGAAUCAAAAUUGGCGGCCCUGGAAUAUCAAAGAUGGCUGCCUGGGGUAUCUAAGAUGGUCACCUUGGUCCCCUAUAUCUGAGAGGGAUGAGUCGUCUCUGACUGACAGGGGGUAAGGGCAGAGGAGCCUGGGGGCA
Messenger RNA from Phodopus roborovskii (desert hamster), 1427 nucleotides. RefSeq names its product dehydrogenase/reductase SDR family member on chromosome X homolog. The record is from RefSeq and is a predicted model, not a curated record. Bases 1 to 990 code for a protein of 329 amino acids. Lineage: Eukaryota; Metazoa; Chordata; Mammalia; Rodentia; Cricetidae. The transcript is spliced from 7 exons.